Pangasianodon hypophthalmus (striped catfish) is the source of this 3268-nucleotide messenger RNA. RefSeq names its product LIF receptor subunit alpha b (gene lifrb). Bases 235 to 2853 code for a protein of 872 amino acids. Gene Ontology annotation, molecular function: protein binding; cytokine receptor activity. Gene Ontology annotation, biological process: cytokine-mediated signaling pathway. The record is from RefSeq and is a predicted model, not a curated record. Gene Ontology annotation, cellular component: external side of plasma membrane; membrane. The transcript is spliced from 18 exons. Lineage: Eukaryota; Metazoa; Chordata; Actinopteri; Siluriformes; Pangasiidae.
UCAAACACUCCCAUUUCUGCCUUCCUCUAUGGAAGCGCGUUUUCCUCCACUUCAGCACUCACUACUAGUCCACACACCACUCUUCUGCUUUUCUUUUACUUCUAUAUAUUUCAUUUCAGGAAGAACCAUUCUUCAGCUUGCGACAUCUUAAAGAAGAGGACCAACUUCCCGGUAGGACAUCAUUACUCAUGAACUAAUCAGACCUGCGUGAGUCAUUGCGUGCGCCGUCCUGUCAUGGCCCGUGUAUUUGUGUGGUCUCUAUGUGCUGUGUUCUCCGUGUUGAUUGUGCGAGGAAGACUGAAUGCACAGCCACUGUCUGCCCCUGAGGAGGUGAAAGUUUACACAGAAGAUGGCGUGAAAGAUUUCGGUGCUUGGGAGAUGAAUAUUGAGUGGAAGGAUGGUUUCACCAACAGUAUCACACCAGACAAAGUCACCUACGACAUUAAGAUUUUCUAUACUGAGCAGAUGAAACUGGUUCAUAAUGAGACAAUAGAAUUGAAAGCAAAUCAAACAGGCCAUUAUAAGUGGAGCUGGAUUUCACCAUUACCACUGCAGUGUACAUCACAUUCUGUUCAGCUGCGCUACAGAGACCGUGACCUCACCAGUGCCUGGACACCUCUGACAACUUUACCUGGAAGAGACAUACCUGACAUAAAGGACAUAAGGGUGUAUCCUCAAAACCGUGUUGCACUGGUUAGUGAGGGCAUCAGGUUCUGCUGUAUCCUAAAGCCGGAACACGAUGGACAGUUCAAAUCCUCUCUUUUCACACUUCGGAUCAGCAACCAGACUUAUGUCACAGAGCCUAUUCGACAUUCUCACCCGUCUCCACCAGAGGGGUUUGAUAUAAUCUGCGAGGGUGAAGGCUCCACUUACUACACUGACUAUGCUCCUGAUGACCACAGCAUUACAUGUGAGACUCGAGAUCUCAGUUCCGUGGAGUGUCACUGGAUUAAAGGGCAUCGAGCAAACGUUUCAGAAGAACUCAUGCAACCACAGUACUUCAUCAAUGGAAGGAACUGUUCACCUGGGUUUUGUGUUCUGGAAAACACCAUAGACACGGGGUUGGUGAACUGGACCCUAACUGCCAAAAAUAUCCUUGGCACAAAAAUAAUCUUUGACACAGCUGAUCCAAAACACAGGGUGCACCUGAAAGCGCCAACGCUUGCCCCCACCACUCUGUUUACUGCAAGAAAUGCAACGCUUGAGUGGAAAUGGCACGGACUGUCGAAGUGUAGCUCCUUUCCAAUGAUAUGCCAAGUGGAGGUCAAUGGACGCAUAAUUAAUGAAACUUUUAAUGGAACAGGACUGACCUCAGUGGUCUUGGCAGAUCUGCAGCCCUUUACUGAGUACAAAGCUCGUGUACGGUGCGGAUCUCUCGAGCAUUUUUAUAAAUGGGGGGACUGGAGUAACCUCAUCACCUUCGUCACCAAAGAAGACAUUCCAGAAGCCUUAGAUGUGUGGAUGCAGGUUUUUGGUGAACAGACUUAUGUUGUGUGGAAAAAUCUAACUAGAGCUCAGAGACAUGGGAUCAUUACAAGCUAUGAGCUGGUUAUGGGAAGCUCUAGAGACAGGAAUGAAGAGACAGUCGAAUCACCAGCAAACUGCCACAAGCUGCAAAAAACAUAUCACGUCAUUUCCGUAUCUGCUAGGAACUCUGCCGGUGUCUCUCGUCCCUCCAGCAUCACCAUCCCCAACCUGUCUCCAGAUGGUGGUGUUAACAUCAGUGAUAUUAAAGGAAAUAAUGGAGCUUUUGAUAUGGUCUGGGAACCGAGCCCUAGGUCCAGAUGUGGCUAUGUGAUAGACUGGUAUCCAACUUACGAAGCACAGUGUGCUGUAAAAUGGAUAAAAAUCCCCUCUGAUGUCUCCAGUGCAAAGAUUUGCUCAGACAAAGAUUUUAAAGAGGGAGUGAAAUACACUCUCUCGGUUUAUGGCUGCCCUUCAGGAGCACCAGAAUUGUUGCAGAGGAGAGAAGGCUAUAUGACAGAGCUGCCCCCAUUAGGAGCAGUUCAGAAUCUAAAAGCAGAGCAGGAGGGCUUAAAUAUUUACCUCUCCUGGGGAAGUGUGCGUGAACAGGAGCAGAGGGGCUUUAUAAAAGGUUAUAUUGUGUCCUACAGUCAUGCUGGCAGAGAAGAAGUCAGUGUCAAUAUAUCUGAUCCCAGUACUCAAAAGUACAAGUUCAGUCUUCCUGUGGAUACGUACACAUUCACAGUGAAGGCCUUAACAUCUGCAGGACCCAGUCCUGGAUCUGUGAUCACUCUGUCAAUGGAUCCUCGGGUUGACCAGGUGAUUAUGAAUGUUGUUCCUGUUCUGGCCUUAAUGAUUUUUAUCCUUUGCGUCAUUGCGGUCCUUGCCUACAGAAAUUGGAAAUGGUUGUGGCCUGAGGUUCCCAAGCCGAUGCUUUCAGAAGAAUUUCUUAAAAAAAUUGUUUAUCAAGGCCAAGUGAUGGAUCAGCUGGUAUGUGAAGAAAGUGAAGUGCUGAAAGUAAAGAGUCCAGAAGUCUGUCCUGCGAUAACUGUACUAGAGCUACAGGAAGAGCUUUACGAAGCCCAGACUCUCAACAGUCCUCACUCCAAAGACUCAUCAUGGUCUGAAAAUUAUCAAACACCUAAUAGUAAUCCACAGACUCUCCCUCUUAUUGAUGUGGACCUUUCUUACAAGGAGCUUCCAUGUCCUGGGAUUCAAAAUCCGACAUACAACAUGCCUUCAGUGCCUCCAGCUAAGGUGUUACCAUCCGUUUACAUGCCUCAGAUACAGAAUGGCAGUAUCCCGCACCAACCCUCUGAUGCUCACUGUUGGUCCCACUCACCAUCCAACAUGUCUGAAAUGCAGUAUCAAGACAAUCUUAUCAUGUAAUUCCACCUCAACCUGUGGAUGUCAGAUCUACCUUAUAAAACUUGUAUCUGCUCCCUCACUACAAAUAAGUUUAGUGCACUUCAGCAGUAGCACUAUUUUCAGACUUUUCAAAAGAAUUUUGAAAAGCUGUGUUUAUGUCAAUAAACCAUUUUAUGAUUUUUUAUCAUAUUUUGAGCGUUAAAAAAUGGUGCCGUCUGCACUUUUACUGUGAACACUGCAUUAUGUAAACUAUUUUAUUGUGAUGAUUGUAUAUCAUGCAAUUGUCUUGAUAGAUGUUUAUAAUCUUCAGAAUAAACGCAUUUUAUGUCUGAUGUCUGAAUACUAUCUGUUUAUUGACCAAGGGCUCUUUAUGUAUUAUGAUUUUGUUUGGCUUUUUCAGUUAAUUAAAUGUAUACCAUAUUGUUGUUGAAGUCUA